This is a messenger RNA of Nicotiana attenuata, 1022 nucleotides long. RefSeq names its product eukaryotic translation initiation factor 4E-1-like. Gene Ontology annotation, cellular component: cytoplasm; eukaryotic translation initiation factor 4F complex. NCBI's taxonomy places the organism in Eukaryota, Viridiplantae, Streptophyta, Magnoliopsida, Solanales, Solanaceae. Gene Ontology annotation, biological process: translational initiation. The coding region runs from base 114 to 773 and encodes 219 amino acids. Gene Ontology annotation, molecular function: translation initiation factor activity; RNA 7-methylguanosine cap binding. The record is from RefSeq and is a predicted model, not a curated record. The transcript is spliced from 5 exons.
UAAAGAUUAUUUUUAAGUCCAAACUGUGGAAAAGGAAGUCUUGAAGGAAAGAAGAACUACAAGUACCCUUUUCCUACUAAAAUCUAUAACUAAAAACAAGAAAACACACGAAAAUGGCAGAGGAAGCUGAGAAAUUGCGGUUAGAUGAAGUAGAAGUGGGCGAUGAUGGACCUGAAGAAGGAGAAAUUGUGGGGGAAUCAGAUGAUACGGCGUCGUAUUUGGGAAAAGAAAUCAAAGCUAAGCACCCGUUAGAGAAUUCUUGGACUUUUUGGUUUGAUAAUCCUAUGGCUAAAUCUAGACAAGCUGCUUGGGGCAGUUCCCUUCGCGAUAUUUACACUUUUUCCACUGUCGAAGAUUUUUGGGGUGUUUACAAUAAUAUCAACCACCCAAGCAAGUUAGUUGCGGGAGCAGACUUACAUUGUUUUAAGCAUAAAAUCGAGCCAAAGUGGGAAGAUCCUGUAUGUGCCAAUGGAGGGAAGUGGACAAUGAGCUUUAGUAAGGGUAAAUCUGAUACCAGCUGGCUAUACACGCUGCUGGCAAUGAUUGGACAUCAAUUCGAUCACGGAGAUGAAAUUUGUGGAGCAGUCGUUAGUGUCCGAGGUAAGGGAGAAAAAAUAGCUUUAUGGACCAAGAAUGCUGCAGAUGAAACAGCCCAGGCUAGCAUUGGUAAGCAAUGGAAGGAGUUUCUAGAUUACAGCGACUCGAUUGGCUUCAUAUUUCAUGACGACGCAAAGAGGCUCGACAGAGGUGCCAAGAAUCGUUAUACAGUAUAGUUUUCUUGCUACAAUGGGGGAAUGCAAGAAACAGAAUCUGGACUGGAAAGUUUAUAGGCACUAGCUUUGUUUGUACAAUCAUCUAUACAUUUGAUAUGCUGCCAGUUUGAGUACCUCUUGUAUUAGUGUUUGUACUUCUAAUUGAAGAAAUUUGUUUGGUUUUGAAUUAGUGCCUUCAGAAUAACCUUUAGUCCUGCCUCCUUUCCUUUUUUCUUAAAGAAUAAAAUCUAAGUUGACCUGUUUCGUUUU